This is a messenger RNA of Elaeis guineensis (African oil palm), 1383 nucleotides long. RefSeq lists its product as uncharacterized. The record is from RefSeq and is a predicted model, not a curated record. NCBI's taxonomy places the organism in Eukaryota, Viridiplantae, Streptophyta, Magnoliopsida, Arecales, Arecaceae.
ACGAUCACCUUUCGUUUCCCUCCACGUAAGCCAAAGCAGAGGGGAGCUUGAGGCAGUGAGGGGCAAACGCAAAUCAGAUGGCGCUUCUCUCUGCCAAUCUCCUCGCCCCAAAGAUAACCCUAAUCCCCUUCAAUUCCCCCUCCUACCACCUCCCAAGAAUCCCUACCCUCCUCCCUACCUCCCUGCAAAAGUCUUUUCCAAACCCCCCUUCUCACAACCGAACCGCCGUUGCCGCCUCAUCUUCCUCCUACUCCGCCGCCGCCGCCACCACCGCGACCACUGACAUCCAUCCCCAAGAGAAGAACGUCAACUCCCAGCAAUCUCGUUCCAAGUGGGAAGCGUUCGCGAGGCGAGUCUCCGGUGAAUGGGACGGCUUCGGAGCCGAAUUCACGGCCGACGGGAAGCCCGUGGAGCUCCCGGAGGUGGUCGUCCCCGAGGCCUUCCGGGAGUGGGGGGUCGAGCUCUUCGACUGGCAGACCCAGUGCCCGACCCUGGCCGUCGAAGCAGGUGACCCCGUCCUCUCCUACAAGCUCAUCAAGCUGCUUCCGACUGUGGGAUGCGAGGCCGACGCCGCCACGAGGCACAGCACCGAGGAGAGGGUCGCCGGGGGCACCGGCAAUAAGGUUUCAGCUCUUGGCUAUGACCCGAAUGGCUGCUAUGUUGCAGUGUGGCCUUUGGAGGGUCGGAAUGGGCAGAGAUUCUUGGAAUUGGAGCAUUGCUUGGUGGAUCCUGGGAAUCGGGAAGCUCGGGUAAGAGUGAUUCUGGUGGUUCGGGUGGAUGACGGGGGAAUGGGGUUGGAGAGGAUACGAGUGUUCUCAGAGCAGUGGUAUGGGCCGUUCCAAAACGGGGAGCAAUUUGGUGGGUGCGCCAUUCGAGAGUCGGGGUUCGCUUCGACGGCUGCAGUGGAAGAGUCUGAGGUUGUUGGAGUGUGGCAAGGUACAAGUGUUGCAGUUGCUGGAUUUCAGAGUGAACAAACGGAUAUAUUCCAUGAACUUGUGGUGGACCGGCCAGAAAAGUCAAUUAGAAAUCAAUUGGGCCUUGUGUUACUUCCCAAACAGUUAUGGUGUCAUUUUAAACAAAAUAAGGAUGGCGAAACAUGGGGGGAGGUUGGAUGGCUGGUGAAUAAUGGUAAUGCCAUGACCUCAAGAUGUACUUUCCUCAAGGAUGGAAGAUUGCAGGAGAUAGCAAUUGGGCAAGAAAUUGCAGUUAUGAAGGGCAUGUAAUUUGGCCUUCAAUAAAGUCUGUUGUUCAAACCUGUUAUUUUUGCUUUUAUAUCUGUAUCUGGGCCACAUUCACUUAUCCAAAUUGUAUAUUAAUUUUUUAUGCUAUGUAGUCUUUUUGAGGGACUAAAUACAAUUAUCUAAAUUAUAGUUUAGUUUGAGG